AUGAGACGACGGGAGGCGCUCUCUCGCACGCUGUGCACCGCGGACGCCCUGAUGAGGCCGGAGCCCGCCGGGGGCCAGGAGGCCCGCCCGGGCGGCCCCGAGGACGCGCCGCCCUCGCCCUCGCCCUGGGCUGCCCGCUGCGCCCGCAGGCUCCGCCGCCUCCUGCCCGUCGGCGCCGCGCGGGAGGCCCGGGAGCUCGUCCGGAUCGGCGCCCCGGUGUUCGUGGCCCAGCUUUUGGGAUUCCUGAUCAGCGUGGUGAGCUCCAUCUUCUGCGGCCACCUGGGCAAAGCUGAACUGGAUGCUGUCACCUUGGCCGUAUCGGUCGUUAACGUGAUCGGCAUUUCGGUGGGCACCGGAUUGGCGUCCGUCUGCGACACCCUCAUGUCUCAGACAUACGGGAGCAAAAACGUGAAGCGAGUCGGGACCAUCCUGCAACGCGGGAUCCUCAUUCUCCUGCUCUUCUGCUUUCCUUGCUGGGCCCUGUUUAUCAACACGGAGCAAAUUCUGCUGCUUUGCAGACAAGACCCAGAAGUUUCUAGGUUAACUCAGGUUUAUGUGAUGAUAUUUAUUCCUGCUCUUCCGGCCGUAUUCCUCUACCAGUUACAGACCCGGUAUUUGCAGAGCCAGGCUAUCCUCCUGCCCCAGGUGGUGACCGGCGUGGUGGCCAACGUCUUGAACGUGGCGAUGAACGCCAUCUUCCUUUACACGUUCCAGCUGGGCGUGGUGGGUUCUGCCUGGGCCAAUACGCUUUCGCAGAAUUUGCAGGCCGUACUGCUGUUCCUGUAUGUGUGGUGGAAGAAAAUUCACAAGGAGACCUGGGAAGGCUGGACGCUAGACUGCUUCCAGGAGUGGGGCUCCUUCAUCCGCCUGGCUUUUCCCAGCAUGCUGAUGAUCUGUAUCGAGUGGUGGACCUUUGAGAUCGGGAGCUUCCUGGCAGGCAUGAUCAGUGUCGUGGAGUUGGGAGCUCAGUCCAUCAUCUAUGAACUGGCCACCAUUGCUUAUCUGCUGCCACAAGGCAUGAGCGUGGCCUGCAGUGUCCGGGUGGGCAACGCUUUGGGCGCUGGCGACGCGGAGCAAGCCAGGAAGUCGUGCGUCACGGGCCUCCUCUGCACCGGUGUCUUCGCCGUGGUGUUUGCUGGGCUCUUGGCAGCCGUGAAGGACGUGGUGGCCUACGUCUUCACCAACGACAGAGAGAUCGUUGCGUUGGUCGCCAGAGUGAUGAUGAUUUUCUCUCCCUUUCAUCUCUUCGACGCCAUCGCGGCGACCUGCGGUGGGGUGUUGAGAGGAGCCGGGAAACAGAAGUUUGGCGCCAUGGCCAACGCCAUCGGCUACUACCUCGUUGGUUUGCCCAUCGGAAUCUCGCUGAUGUUCAGACUGAAGCUCGGAGUAAUCGGUCUCUGGACCGGUUUGAUUGUCUGCAUCUCUCUGCAAGCCGUUUCUUUCUUAGUCUUCGUCUUGCGUGCCGACUGGAAGAAAGCCGCGGAGGAGGCCCAGAUCCGAGCCGGGCUGACGGCCCGGGUACGAACUACUGACGCCGACGCUGCAAACAAGCCCGUGCCCUUAGCCUACCUCUCCACGGAGGCGGAGAUUCCCAACGGCGACGUCUUCGUGGUCAGCAGGCCGGACCACCAACUCAUCGAGGCCGAAGAGUCCCCGCAUCUCCUCGUUGUCCCGGCCACGGAUGUCUUGUCGGGGAAGGAGCUCAUUUGGCGCCGUGGGCUGGCCCUGGUGCUGGCCGUGACCUCCCUGGUCGCCGGCAUCCUGAUCCGCCUCCUUUUGAGUAACAGCUAGGCGCCUGAAAGGGACGGACUCGUGUGCGGGGAGGGGACGCCCCGGCGAGAAAGAGGCUGCCGGGUCUUGACCGGGGAGGUGAUCCGACCCGUCUCCUCCGUUUACGAAGAAUCGCUUCUCCGCCCGGAAGUGAGACGGUGUCUUAUCCGGCCUGAAGAAUACUGGUUCGCCGUUGGCCCGUGUCACAGGCUGGAGGGAACCGCUGUGUUAUGCCACUUCCUUGCUCAUCCGUAAAAGGGCGAUAAAAUAGACAUUUAUUGGGCGGUUCAGCGUCAGGCGUCGGUUUCGGCUGAAAUCACCCGCCCCCUUCCUUGCCGAUCAAAUCCUUUUAAUUCAACGGUGCGGAAACUUCGCCGCCUGGCCGUAAUCUGGCCUGUGGGGCACCCCAGUCCGGCCCACCAGCACCUCCCCUCCCGCGGUUAUCUCCGAAAUCGGAUCAGAGGCAACAGCGGGGCGGCUGCGACCGUGCGACGCCCCUCCGGAGGCAAAACGGAAAGCCGUUUUCGCGUCGUCGGAGUUUUAAUACAACAGCCACGCGGAGUGUGCCAAGCGACGGAGCCUCCGCUGGGUUGGCCCCUCGUGCCCCGUGAGCGACCUCUCUCGCCAAAUGUGCGGUUUCUUUCUUUGUACUGUAUGUUUGGGUGGGUUUUUUUGGUAAUUCCGUCUUUUGGUACGGUUCAGGCUUUUUACAAAUUAAACUGUUUUCCGAGUUAUUUUAA
Molecule: messenger RNA, 2510 nt
Organism: Elgaria multicarinata webbii
Lineage: Eukaryota; Metazoa; Chordata; Lepidosauria; Squamata; Anguidae
Product: multidrug and toxin extrusion protein 2-like
Exons: 17
Coding region: 1-1791 (596 amino acids)
Biological process (GO): xenobiotic detoxification by transmembrane export across the plasma membrane
Cellular component (GO): membrane
Molecular function (GO): xenobiotic transmembrane transporter activity; antiporter activity
Source: RefSeq, a predicted model, not a curated record